Molecule: messenger RNA, 2063 nt
Organism: Drosophila busckii
Lineage: Eukaryota; Metazoa; Arthropoda; Insecta; Diptera; Drosophilidae
Product: RUS1 family protein C16orf58 homolog
Exons: 4
Coding region: 86-1339 (417 amino acids)
Source: RefSeq, a predicted model, not a curated record
AAAACUGCAGCUGUCAAAAGACAACGACAACCCUGUACAAUUGUUUGUGUUAGCCAAAAGAUACACGGAACUUUAAUGUGUAAGAAUGAAAAUACAUUUUCGCGAGCAAUAUGGCACCAAAGGGGAGGAAAUACUAUAUGUAACUCCAGCAGAUCAGAGCAAUAUAGUUCGAGUGCCAUUGCGUGGCGAUAAGCUCGUUAUACAGGAAAAGUUUCUAUUGUUGCGCGUACUCCAGAACAUAUUUUUACCUCAAGGUUAUCCGGAUUCCGUGUCGGAGGACUAUGCGGCAUAUCAGAUUUGGGACACAUUGCAGGCAUUUUGUAGCACCAUUUGUGGUACACUCUGCACUCAUGCCAUACUCAAGGGGCUGGGAGUGGGAAGUGAGAAUAUAAACGCGUACUCGGCAACAGUUACCUGGAUACUAAAAGAGGGCAGCGGUCAUGUAGGGCGUAUUGUGUUUGCGUGGUGGCAAGGCAGCCAGCUGGAUGUGGACUCUAAAAAGUGGCGACUACGCGCCGAUUUUCUCAACGAUCUAGCCAUGGGCAUUGAAAUAUAUGUGCUUCCUAAGUAUCCACACUUGAGCACGCAAAUAUUAUGCGGUUCCACACUGCUGAAAGCCAUAGUGGGCGUAGCUGGUGGCGCAACGCGUGCAGCUCUAACACAGCAUCAUGCAGUGCGUGGCAAUUUGGCGGACGUAGCUUCCAAGGAUAGCUCGCAGGAGACUUUCGUUAAUCUGAUUGCUUCCUUUGUGGGCCUGUACCUGCUAACGCUCAUCAAGAGUCAGCCGAUGCUCUAUACUGUAUUUUCCAUAGUGGUUGCACUGCAUCUUUAUGCCAAUCUUAAAGCGGUUCGUGCAGUAUGCUUACGCACAUUUAAUGCCUCACGCUAUCUGAUAGCGCUAGAAGAAUUCUUUCGCUCGUCACGCAUGCUUACACCACAGCAGGUCAACAUAAUGGAGCGCGUAACCGUUGGGAAAACUGUCUCCGUCUCUCGCAACAUACGCUUGGGCUUGAGUGUCAAGAAUCUCAUUGAUGAGUACAAGAGCAGCAGCGUUAUUGAAAACAUUGUUUCCUCAUUUGAUCCACAUGAGCGAUUUAUCAUAGCUGAGAGCAAAAAAUAUUUAGGCGUUUAUCUACACUUUGAUACGCGUCCACAAGAUGUGCUUAAGGCCUACUUCUUCGCUGUCUCUUAUCUGCAGGACAGAAAUCAAAUCAAAGAGCAGUAUUGGGAUAUACAGGCCAAGUGGCAGGAUUUCUUAGCCCUAGCACAACAGGAAGGUUGGUUUAUCAAUCACCAUUUGCUGCUGGUUGAUGAGUAUCGUUUGGACUGGAAGGUCUAGUGGCUGUUUUAGUUUCAUGUCUACACCAAAGCGCUUAGUUGUUGGCAAUUAACUAGAUAUUAUUUUUAUGUUUAUAUGAUACAUUUCCACAUAUCUCAUAUGGUAAUACCAUUAGUCAAAUUAUGAUAUUAUCUGUACUUAGAUUUAGUCACAUUUCAAUCUCAAAUUGAUUUCUCAUAAUAUGCUUGAAAAUCGAUGCUAACGUGAACAUCUUCCAACUAUAUAUGUAUGUUAACUCUGCCUUACCACAAAGUAACGUUUGGUAGACGAUUUUCAAAAACCAAAAUUUAAUUCUAAUCACUGCGAGAACAUUUUAUAGUGUCGCUUGUUAAUGUAAAGAAACCACUAAAAGGUAUAUGUAUAUUUUGUAUUAACUUGUACAUGUCGAGCAGUUACUUUUUACUGUACUUUUAUAUAAAGAUAUAUAUAUGUAUUACAAAACUGCGCAACGAAUCGAGCCGCUUAUAUUGCAUCAUUCCAAAUUGUACAAAAUUAAUAAGCUUAAUUUGAUUUAAAUGCACUGUCCAGUACGUUUUAUACAAAGAUGUAAUAUUAUUUGUAAGCUUUGAAUAUCUAUAUACAUAAAUAUUUAAUCCGUUCGCAUAUAGCCAGUCCAUUAGCUUAGCUUGUAAUGCUUGAUUAUGUAUGUCAAGUAAAAUAUUUUAAUUAGCAAUGCAAAAUACACGCUAAUGAUUUUAACAAAACAUUUUAAGCAAUAAAAAUA